Molecule: messenger RNA, 11389 nt
Organism: Mytilus trossulus (common blue mussel)
Lineage: Eukaryota; Metazoa; Mollusca; Bivalvia; Mytilida; Mytilidae
Product: unconventional myosin-Va-like
Exons: 46
Coding region: 167-5944 (1925 amino acids)
Biological process (GO): actin filament organization; vesicle transport along actin filament
Cellular component (GO): vesicle; actin cytoskeleton; cytoplasm
Molecular function (GO): actin filament binding; GTPase binding; microfilament motor activity
Source: RefSeq, a predicted model, not a curated record
UUGCACAUAAUCAAGAUAUCUUGAUAAUAUUCGGUGGGUGGAAUAGGAGGUCAUCUUUUUAAAGACAAUAUAGCACCAUCAAAACAAAUGGAUCAGACAAAUUACUUGGAAUAUGUAAAACCCUGAAGAAUAACCUUUUGACUCAAAAGAAGUUCUAGUCAGAAAAAUGACGGCAAAUGAACUUUAUGUGAAGGGUGCCAGGAUAUGGAUUUCCGACCCAGAAGCUAUUUGGCGAGGAGCUGAACUAUUGGAAGAUUACAAAGGACCCGGACAGAUUAAAGUUCGGUAUGAAGAUGGCGAGGAUUCAGUUCUGGCGAUCAAAGAUAAAAACAACCUGCCACAUUUGAGAAAUCCAGAGAUUUUGAUUGGUGAAAAUGAUUUGACAUCUCUAAGUUAUCUCAAUGAACCAGAAGUUUUGUAUAAUCUGCAGGUCAGAUUCAUGGACCAAAACAUUAUAUAUACAUAUUGUGGAAUUGUACUUGUGGCUAUCAAUCCAUAUGCUGACCUACCCAUCUACGGAAAUGAGAUCAUCCAGGCCUACAGUGGACAAGAUAUGGGAGCCAUGGACCCUCACAUAUUUGCUGUCGCUGAAGAAGCUUACAAAAAGAUGUCUAGAUUUGAGCAGAACCAGAGUAUAAUUGUGAGUGGAGAGUCUGGUGCUGGUAAGACAGUGUCAGCUAAGUAUGCCAUGAGAUACUUUGCCAUGGUGGGAGGAUCACAGGCUGAGACACAAGUAGAGAAAAGAGUACUGGCUUCCAAUCCAAUUAUGGAGGCUAUAGGAAAUGCCAAGACAACAAGAAAUGACAACAGUAGUAGAUUUGGAAAAUACAUAGAACUCUCAUUCAACAAGAAAAACGAAAUCAUUGGUGCUCACAUGAGAACUUACUUACUGGAAAAAUCAAGAGUGGUAUACCAGGCCUCCGACGAGAGAAAUUAUCAUAUAUUCUAUCAGAUGUGUGCAUCCAGUGAUCUUCCAGAAUUUAAAAAGUUUCAGUUAAUGUCAGCUGGUGAUUUUUUUUACACAGCCCAUGGAGGAGAUCCAAUUAUCAAUGGUGUGGACGAUGCUGAUGAUCUCGGUGACACCCGGGACGCUUUACUUCUUUUAGGUAUUUCUGCUAAAGAUCAGAUGAUGAUAUUCCAGAUUUUGGCAGCCAUUUUACAUUUUGGAAAUGUGAGAAUAAAAGAGGCUGAAGGGGAAACAUCAGAAAUUUCUGCUAAAGACAAACAUUUACAGCUGAUGUGUCAGUUACUAGGUAUAGAGGAAUCACAGAUGAGGAUGUGGCUCUGUAACAAGAAAUUUACAACAGUUGGCGAAGUUCUGACAAAACCUCUAACAGCAGAACAGGCCAGUAAUGCUCAGGAUGCUCUCGCUAAACAUAUUUAUGCUAAGAUGUUUGACUGGAUCGUGGAGAAAGUAAAUCUCAGUUUACAUAGUACAACCAAACACCACAGGUUUAUAGGAGUAUUAGAUAUUUAUGGAUUUGAAACUUUUGAAAUUAACAGUUUUGAACAGUUCUGUAUUAACUAUGCAAAUGAAAAACUACAACAAAUUUUUAAUAGUCAUGUAUUUAAGUUAGAACAAGAAGAAUAUGUAAAAGAAGCCAUUGAAUGGUCGUUUAUUGAUUUCUAUGACAACCAGCCCUGUAUUGAUCUGAUUGAAAGUAAACUUGGUAUACUGGAUCUCUUGGAUGAAGAAUGUAGGAUGCCAAAAGGUUCCGAUAAGAACUGGUGCCAGAAGUUAUAUGAUAAACAUUACAACAAAGCUCAACACUUUGACAAACCAAGAAUGUCUAACAUGGCAUUUAUUAUACACCACUUUGCUGACAAGGUCCAAUACCAGGCUGAUGGAUUCCUGGAGAAGAACAGGGAUACAGUAUUAGAAGACCAUAUCAAUAUACUCAGGGCUAGUGAGCAUGCAUUGGUGGCAGAACUAUUUGAAGACAAACCAGAUCCCAAUGAAAAGAAGCAGAGAGCUGGUUCCCACCCUACUCAGCCCCUACGAGCCAACCCUAAAGGUAGUAAAAGUACCAAGAAAACAGUCGGUUCACAGCAAGUUACCAAAGCAACUGUUGGAGAUCAGUUCCGAGACUCACUGUUUAUGUUAAUGACCACCCUGAAUGCUACAACACCUCAUUAUAUCAGAUGUAUAAAACCUAAUGACUUGAAAGAAGCAUUUCAAUUUGACCCUAAAAGAGGGGUAGAACAGUUGCGAGCCUGUGGUGUACUGGAAACUAUCAGAAUUAGUGCAGCUGGUUAUCCAUCAAGAUGGACGUACAGUGAGUUUUUCCAGAGAUACAGAGUAUUAGCCAGAUCUAAGGACAUAGACAGAGCUAACCCAAGAAAGACAUGUCAGAAUGUCCUGAUAUCAGUUAUACAGGAAUCGUCACCGACAAAACAUCGUAAAAACAAGCAACCAAUAGAGGAUCCUGACAAAUACAGAUUUGGAAAGACAAAGAUAUUUUUCCGAGCAGGACAAGUGGCCUACUUAGAAAAGCUGCGAUCUGACAAGUUACGAUCGUGUGGCAUCAUGAUACAGAAGCACGUCAAAGGGUGGUUAGAGAGGAAACGAUACAGGAAGAUCACCAAGUCUAUUACACUUCUACAAAAAUAUGGACGAGGUCUGCUGGCUAGACGAUAUGCCAGACAUUUGCGGGAAACAUGGGCAGCAAAGACAAUUCAAAAGAGAUGGAAGGGUUACAAAGCCAGGAGUCAUUACGAGCAUGUCAGGAAUGCAGUACUUAUAUUACAGGCCAGUAUACGAGGCUUCUUUGGAAGACGAGAGUUUGAGAAAGCCCUUCAUACUCAUAGAGCUGUGGUUAUACAGAGAUAUGCCCGUGGAUGGUUGGCUCGUGUCAGAUAUCGUCGUGUUAUCAGAGGUAUCAUCAAAUUACAAGGUCAUUAUAGAAGACGCAAGGCCAAGAAGGAGCUUCAAAAACUAAAGAUUGAGGCUAAAUCAGUGGACCAUAUCAAGAAUGUAAACAAAGGCUUGGAGAAUAAGAUUAUACAACUUCAACAACAACUGGAUGUCAGGAAACAAGAAAUGAAUGCUGUCAAACAACAAGAAGGAGAAAUGGACAAAAUGAAAGUAGAACUGGAGAAAUUACGAGGGUCGUCAGGUCAAGUGGAAAAGUCAUCUAAUAAAAUUACAGAAUUGCUGGCCGAGAUUAAGGCUUUGAAAAUGGAGUUAGAGAAAGAACAAAUAGAAAAACAAGAUCUGAUUGCUGAGAAGGAAAUAAUGAGGAAAGACAAAGUGGAGAUUGCAAACAAACUAACAGAGGAGAACAACAAAUUAUCAGCUGAUUUAGAACUUGCCAAAACUCAACUGGAUGAACAAGAAAAGGAACUUGCAGAUAUGGUGAAGGCUAAAGUAGAGGCAGCUAAGAAACAGUUGCUAUCAGAGCUGGAUUCCGAAAGAGAGCACCAUCAGAAACUUGUCAAAGAGCAUGCUCGGUUACAACAGAGAUUAGAGAACCUCCAUGGAGAAAUGGAAUACCUCACAAGUCCUCAAGGUCACAAACGUACACCGUCAGACAUUAGCGCUAUCAGUCUAGAAUCUUAUACCAGUUCUGUAUCUCCUGAUGAGAAGAAGGAGGAAGAGGAAAAUGAAAAAGAGGAUCAAGGCUAUGGCACAGAGAAAUCAAAAAAGAAGAAGAAAGCACCAGCUCCUCCUCUACCGGUUAAUGGAGAAACUAAGGAUAUUGAUGUUGGCUUGUUGCUUAAGUUACAAAACCGUGUCAAAGAUCUGGAAAAAGAAAAAGCUGAAAUGCAGAGAGAAAUUGACACAACUGAAGAACAAGAACAAAAACCAGCCUCUAGUAGUGAUGUAAUCACUGAUUCAGCAUUUAAUGCACUCAAAAAACAAUUGGUGAACGCAGACGAUGUCCAGCUCGUCAUUAAACUACAAAAACGUGUCAAGGAUCUAGAGUUAACGAAAUCUCGUCUGAGGAGCGAGUUAGACGACCGAGACGAUGAUGAUGAUGAACUGACAAAAUUCCAAAUAACAACACCAGAAUUUGCUUAUAAUAAUUUGAAGAUGCAAGAACUUGAGAAUGAGAAUGACAAGUUAAAGAGAGAAGUUGGUAAAUUAAUGAAGGCUAUCACUGACAGUACUGACUUCACCCAACAAGAAAUGUCCCCCUCUGGUAAAGAACUAAUGGACCUUGGUAAAGACAGCAGUCGGUCAGUCCGAAUACUCCUGGACCAGUUUGAGGCUAUGAAUGAUGAGUUAGAGAGAAGACGUGAGGAGUGUCUACAACUCCGCGCCAUGAUGGCCGAAAAGAGUAUCACAACACAUGCUAUUGCUAAGGAGUCCUAUGGUGGUAAUGAUAAUAUUGUGAACGAGGAUAAUGAACUAGCUAUGGCUUACAGAACACAGAAAGAACUUAACAGACUCCUUGAAAACCAGUUACAGAAAACAGAAAAAGAUUCAAAGAAGAAAGAAGUAACAUUAAAGAAACAAGUGAAAGACUUAAAGGAAGAAAAUGAGAAACAACAAAAGAUCAUUCAACAGCAUAACAGUAUAACUCGUAAUCUACAGCUCGGUCCAGAGGCUAAGAUUGAAGCGACCAUGCAGCACGAAAUUACAAGGCUUACAUCGGAAAAUUUGGAUCUGCGAGAAUCUAAUGACAAAAACCAAGACCAAAUACGCAAGCUGAAGAAAAUGUUAAAAACUUAUGCCAAACGUCUCAAAGAUGGAGAAGCGGCUGAGAUUGCUGCAGAGAUGGAUAAAGACGAUACUAAAUCUAGUGAAGACAAUGUUGCCCACGUAAAACAUCGAGAGAGGAACUAUAUGGGCAUGUUAGAGUAUCGUAAGGAGGACGAGCAAGCUCUCAUCAAAAACCUAAUUAUGGAUUUAAAACCUCGUGUAGCUGUUGGUUUGUUACCAGGGUUACCAGCCUAUGUUUUGUUUAUGUGUGUCAGACAUACUGAUUAUGUAAAUGACGAUGAGAAAGUCAGAGGUCUGCUGACAAACACAAUUAAUGGAAUAAAAAAAUGUGUCAAGAAACAUCAUAGUGAUGUUGAGAGAGUAACACUAUGGCUGACAAACACCUGUCGUCUGCUGCAUACACUCAAACAGUACAGUGGAGAAAAAGCUUUCCAAUCAGAUAAUUCACCAAGGCAGAAUGAACAUUGUCUACGUAACUUUGACCUAUCAGAGUACAGACAAGUGUUCAGUGAUCUGGCCGUGUGGAUCUACCAAACCAUGAUUAAACAGAUGCAGGAAUCAGUGCAGCAAAUGAUUGUGCCAGCAGUAUUAGAACAUGAAGCCAUAGCAGGACUAACAGCCUCCAAACCUUCUGGUAUGAGAGGAAGAAGUUCCAGUAAUGCAAACGAACUGGAGGAAAAAGAACUGUCUCUUGAUUCUCUUAUGAAAGUGAUGAACAAAUACAGUCAGAUUUUGUCCCAGCAUGCUGUGGACCCAGAACUGGUUAAACAGAUCUUCCGACAGCUUUAUUACUUUGUUGCCUCUGGUGCUCUAAACAACCUACUUCUACGUAAAGAUAUGUGCAAUUGGUCAAAAGGAAUGCAGAUCAGAUACAAUCUGAGUCAUUUAGAACAGUGGUUACGUGACAACAAAUUAGGAGAAUCUGGUGCCCUGUCAGCAUUAGAACCUAUUACCCAAGCCUCCCAGUUAUUACAGGCCAGGAAAACAGAUGCUGAUGUGGACAGUAUAUGUGAAAUGUGUUCUAAACUAACAACUCCACAGAUUGUUAAGAUAUUGAAUCUGUAUACACCAGUUGACGAGUUUGAAGAGAGGGUACCUGUCAGUUUCAUUAGGAAGAUUCAAAAGAAAUUACAAGGACGGCAGGAAGCCGACAACACUUUAUUAAUGGACACAAAAUACACUUUCCCAGUAACAUUCCCGUUCAAUCCAUCAAGUAUAGCCAUGGAAACAAUAGAUGUUCCGGAACAACUACAUCUAGGUUUCCUUAAUAGGCAUUAACUACUUAGAACCAAUCAAAUUUGUUUAUUUAUUUAUUAAUUUAAGAUGGGAGACCUAAUUCUACAAAUCACUUGUGCGCUUGUGUGAACUGUUUUCAAAGAUUUUUUGUAAGCUUAGAAGUAACACAGAUCAAGUUUACAUCUGUUUCACAUGAGGGCUUUAAAAGCAUUGAUGAAACUUGAUUAUUUUCAAACGCAUUAAUGAUAUUAAAAGAAGUCUCCCUUAUACCAGGUCUAAAUAUACCACUGAAUUCUGGUUUUAAUUUUACAAACAGUAUUUUUUGCUUUUGGAGAUUAAUAGAAAUGUAAUGGAAACAUAUUUGUGUAGUCUUUCUUUGUUGAUGUAACAUUCUUCUACAAAAUCUAUUAUUAAUUAUAGCUCUUCUUGCUUCAACUAUUCAAAAGGAAGCUUAUCCAUUUGAUUCUGUUUUUAGAAUUACUAGCCCCUUAGAAAUAUAUGUUGAUCUUGAAGAUGAGUAAACAUGUAGAAUAUCAUUUAGAAAUUAAAAGAUUUUUUUUUUUUAGAUAAAACACAAUUUAAAAAAAAAAUUGCUAAGAUUUUAUUUUUUGCAACAAUGAAGGUUUUUACAACCGAAUUUUAGAGAAAAAAAACUGAUGGGGAGAACUUAAUUUCAUUGACCUAAGGGACAAAAUAUAUUUUUUUAAGGUUACAUCCUCUACACAACAACAUAUUUAUAUUUUGCCUGUAAAUUUGCUGGGAAUUGCAUAUUUUUUCAUCCUUUCAUUGAGUUUGUCGGACUGUUUUACAUAUCAUAUUUUUAAUGUUUUUGUUAUUGUAAAUUAUUUGUUAAUUUUUAGGGAUGAUAUGUUUUAUAUAUUUAUUAUGUAUAGUAUAUGAUAGUUUAUUAGCGUUAUUUUUAUCUUUUGGCAUGAUGUACAUAUAUGGUAUAUGUGUAUUUAUAUAUGACCCUUGAAGCUGUAUUUAUAUAUGGCCCUUGAAGCUGUAUUUAUAUAUGGCCCUUGAAGCUGUAUUUAUAUAUGGCCCUUGAAGCUGUGAGUUUCUUUUACUUUGUAAAAAUGUGAUAUUUUGUAAGAUUGGAGUGAAAUUGAAAAGUUUUUUUAAAUAUCUUGAUAUUGGAAAAAGUUGAGGGUUUCUUUUUAAAUUAAAAAAAAUAUUUGACACAAAAAAAAAUCAAACUUCGUUCUUGCAAAACUAAGACAAAAAUAACAAGGAUUUUAUUAGAUUUCAAAAAAGCCUUUUAAACUAUAUGUUAUAACAUUAUGAAAUUAAAGAAGGGUUUGAUGGGUAACAAUUUUUUCUUGUUGACUUUUUCAUAUUUUGUUUCAUAUUCAAAAAUAAAUUAAAGGAAACUGACUGUUAUAGGCCAAUAGUACAAAUCAAAAUGGAUGAAAGUUGGAGUAGUAUUUAGCUAGUUCUUUCAUUUGAAGUCUCAGAAAAAGGUAUCAUAUUUUCAUUUUUCCACAGAAUUUAAUCUUUUACCUUUCAUAAAAAUUAAUACAGAUUUAUUAUAUAUUUUUUACUGUUUUAUACCAAGAUUAUUUGUAAUAAGAAGUCAAAAUGAAGGGAUUGUUUUCAUGAAAGGUAUGUCUCGCUAUUUCUGUCUCAAACUUUAUUACUUUGUUGAAUUUUAUUCCCUUAAUUUCAAACAUAUAUAUUUGUUAUCUCCCCUUUUUAAAGAAUUUGUCUCCUUUCUGGUGAGGGUUAAUGCAUGCUAUAAUGCAUUAAAUCAGUAUUCUAUAUAAUUCUUCAUCAUGCAGACAAGAAAAAAAAAUCACUCAUGCAGAAAAAUGCAUUUUGUGAGGUCCUGAAUACCAUCAAUUGUAUUUAAUUGAAAAGGGAAAUAACUCUAUGAAAGGGAAGUAACUGUGUUAUGAAAAAGAGAUAUGUAUACUGAAAUAUUAAAGUUUAAAAUAGUGCUGUUAAAAACAUAGCAUAAUAAUUUGGUCAAGCUACUUAUGUCUAGUUUAUGUCUUAGGACAAAAUAUUCCAUGUUGGAGACAAUUUAAGAUAUCUAAUUUCCAUUGUUGCCAGAUUUGUUAUCUGUUUUUCCAGUAUAUAUUUUUUUCUUGUUGACAAUAAUUUAUCCUUUCCUAACUAUAAAAAAUGAUUUAGAGUUUUCCUUUACAAGUUUCCAUUGAUAUUGUCUUGCGAUUGUUAGUUUAGAACUUGAUGCAUGUGUAUGCAAUUCAAAGAUGACUGAAAUGGCAAAUUCCAUUGAAAAUGUGAAACUGACAAAAAUAUGGUUGGAUACCAAUUUUUGUGUUUUUUUUGUGGAUACAGGUGAACCAAGAAUUUAAAUGUUCAACAAAGUAUUUUCUAUCAUGUUGUAUGCAGACUUAAGUGAAUCCUCGAAAUUACAUAUCCAUAAAACGGAAAAACUUUCCACAAUCCACGAAGAAUUGGUACCCACAAAAAUAAAUGAAUUCACAGUAAACAUGAUUUGAUUGGAAGUUUUAAAGGAAAUGAACUUAAUGGCAUAUUUACAUUUACAAAUUUUAUUAAUUUCUGCAUUUGCAUCAAUUGUUUAUUUUAAAAAAGGACUAGUUUAAAGUAUUUCAUACACAUGUUUAAAACCAACGAUAAACUGCCAAAUGUGAUCAGAAUUCUUGGUUGUGAGCAGUUUUUGUACCUCUCAGUUACAAGUUUUUUACCUUGUUACUUUUUAUACCAAACUAUUUUGAUGUUUGAUGGAAUUUUAUACUUGAGUCUCUGUGAUAUGAGUAUACACCAGUUUAGAUGGUUCAAAUUAAGUUCAAUGUUUUACUCAAUGUUGCAAAAGAUGAGAUAAAUGUUUCAUACCUGUCGUCUGUCACUAUUUGAGGGGGAUUUUCCCCAUGGAGGAUCCCAAUUGGAAUUUUGAAAUAGCAAUAAUGUCCACAAUUUAAAACAAAACAAUCAAUUUUAUCAUUGUAAAAGUAUGAAGAAGCAAUAAGAACAUAAAAUAAAUUUGAAGGCCCCUUUAAGGGUUUUGUAGGACUAUAACAGCCAUCUUGCACAUAAAACCCCCAUUGGCAUUUUGGAUGGUAUGAUGUAUUUUCCUCUGUUAGAAAAAAACAAACUUGAUACAGAUUUACUGACUGACUUUAUACUAUACAGAACUUUUGACCAUUCAGUGAUCAAAUAUGAUAUUUAGACAUAACAUCUCGCCUAUUUCAUAAAAGAAAAUGGAUUGUAAUUGCCAAAGAAUUUUUCAAUGGACACUUCAUUUGUGUAUUUUCAUGAUACCAUUUUUGUUGAAUCAAACAAUCUUAGUUCAUACCCUAACAUUAUCUUCCUAAAAAUAUCCGAUUGCUGGUAAAUAUCUUUUAAAACUAGACACCUUUAUAGAUGCUUUUUUAUACUUUUGUAAAUUGAAUCCCACCGAUAAUAAGAUGUCAUCAAAUCUUCUUAAUCAGUUUUAUACUGGACUUUUAACGUCCAUAUUUGAUUCACUAUUUUCAUCUAUAACAUGUAACAAGAAACAAUUUUGGUUAUAUUUAGGAAUAGCGUUCCUAUUGGUGUAACCAGGUUGCACUAGACCUCAAAAUUUUGUCAUAAAUAUUAAGGUUUGUCAUUAUUCAUAACAGUAUUCAAAUUUUUUUCAAUAGCUAUAACUAAUAACAUAUUGCUAAGUAUUAGCUUUUGGGGAAUAUCUGUAACUUUACACUAUAUUUUGUGGAAAAGUUUAUUAGCUUAACUAAUAAAUUAAUAACUAUAUAUCAGGUUUUGUAAAAUAGCUGUAACUAAUAUUUCAUCACUAUAUACAAGAUGACUAAAUGUUGUCUAGUCUCCUGAAAACAGUAUAAAAUACUGAUAAGUCUAGUCUGUGUACUAAUCCUAUAUAUUGCAUUUAUACAAGUAUACAUUGUAAACAUAUACAGUAUACAGUCUAGCACAACAAUUUUGUACAGCCCUUUAGUUCAUACUUGUCUAUAACUAAAAAUUAAGCUCACAGACUGACUCAAAAAUAAAUAUAACACUGAUCUGUGUAUUAUAAAAUCAGUGGCUAAAAUAAUUUCUCCUUAUCUUAAUUUAGAAACUUGUAAGAAUAUGUGAUUCCAAUUCUCUAAGUUAGAUUUACCAAAGUUCCACCUUGCCAAUAUUUGAUUUAGCCCCUAAAAUGAUUGAAGAUAGUUUUUGAUCAAAUAAAAUUAGAAUUGCACAAUUCAUUUCUAACAAUAGUACAUGUAGUAUGUUAUAUAUUAAAUCACAACAGUUUUUAUAAUGUAUAAAUCAUAGAUUAAAGUAGGUCACAUAAUUUUGUAAUAUUUAAAUUGUAGGUCAAUGUAAUGCUGUAUAUUGGCGUAAUUUAUGAUAGUAUAUAAGGGCUACUCUAUUUAAAUUGGGGUGAGGAAGGGAUUUUCAGAAACCCUUUAAUCAAUAUUCUAACUUUCAGUUAAUUGAGGUUAGGAGGGGGUCUCAUUGGGGGGUUCCGAUCCCGGAUCCCGCUUACUGUUUUGUCAGAUUCCCUUAUCCUGUCUUACACUAUAUACGUAAGCAGUUCUCAUUUUUUUUGGUCAUUUCCCGGGGUCCAGCUAGACCUCAUUUCCCGCUUUCACCACACAAUAAUUUGACUUUCACGUGUCACGCUUACAAAAAAUCGGCAAUCCUGUGUCAUGCUUAGACCCCAAUGAGACCCACUUAGGAAGGGAUUUUCAGAAACCUCUUACUUCUAGUAAAUCCUGUCCUACCCUUCCAAAUUAAAUAGAAUAGCCUGAACUUGUAUAUAAAUGAUUUGUCAGUAUUAGGGGUUUAGAUACUGAUGUUAAAUGUACUAACAACUCACUGUAGAUGUUGCAAUAUCACUUGAAUGUAGGAUGUUGACUUUAUACAAUUUAUAAGAUGUUAUCCAGAAUACCAAGAGGAAUCAAAAACACCAUGUCUCCUUUGAACUCAAUUUGUCAAAACCAUAGAUUGUGUUUGUUAAAUGAAUAAUUAGGCCAAAAUCUUUUAGUGAUGUUAUGAGGGUGUUUAUUUUUUAUUUUUGAUAAAACAAACAAACAAUCAAUUUAAUAAUGGCAGCUUAGAUUUGUAAUUUUUCUUUAAAAGAUAGAAAUGUUUGGAUGUAAUGUUAUCAAUUUGUGUAAUAUACUUAAAAAUAUUUUUUAUCAUUCUAAAUUUUAAUAUUGUCAGCAAAAAUAAACUCCAUUUCUCAAGGAUUAUAUUUUAACAUUUGAAUUUGAACAUGAUAUAGGUUUUUUAUUUGAUUUUUAUUAGAUAAAAGUUGGUCAUCUGAGGUGUACUGGAUAACAUUCUCUUCCAUCUGAUAUUUUACUUAAUAAAUAUCAAUGAGUUAAAUAAUGUUACAUAUUACAUGUGAGGUUCUACAAAUGAGAAUUUUAUAUUUGCAGUAAAACACUUAUGAUUUAUUAAUGUUCCUUAUGUUCAUUAUGAACAACUAACAAACCAAUUGGGCAAUAAAUAUUUUGUACUAGUAUGACAUUCCAUGGUAAAUCUGUGAUAAUAAAACCAUUGCCAGGCUUA